This is a messenger RNA of Platichthys flesus (European flounder), 4199 nucleotides long. RefSeq names its product C-terminal binding protein 1. The record is from RefSeq and is a predicted model, not a curated record. Bases 161 to 1492 code for a protein of 443 amino acids. NCBI's taxonomy places the organism in Eukaryota, Metazoa, Chordata, Actinopteri, Pleuronectiformes, Pleuronectidae. The transcript is spliced from 11 exons. Gene Ontology annotation, molecular function: oxidoreductase activity, acting on the CH-OH group of donors, NAD or NADP as acceptor; NAD binding; transcription corepressor activity.
GGGAGCACAUGUGUAUGCUUGUCACUAAGGGGCUGGGAGAAGGACUAAGGGAAGCGAGGUAGCUGGGCACAGCCGCCAUAUGCUGACUGGAUUCCUGUUCAUGUCUGCUGUGUGAAGACUGUAGGUUUCUGUUGUGUGCUGGCUGGCUGGGGAACACACCAUGGGAAGCUCACAUCUCCUCAACAAAGGCAUGCCUCUAGGUAUCAGGCCUCCCAUCAUGAACGGGCCCAUGCACCCGCGCCCCCUGGUGGCCCUGCUGGACGGGCGUGACUGCACUGUGGAGAUGCCCAUCCUGAAAGACGUAGCAACUGUGGCCUUCUGCGACGCUCAGUCCACACAGGAGAUUCACGAGAAGGUGCUGAAUGAAGCUGUAGGAGCUCUGAUGUACCACACCAUCACUCUGAUGAGAGAAGACCUGGAGAAGUUCAAAGGUCUGCGUAUUAUCGUCCGCAUCGGGAGCGGCUACGACAACAUCGACAUCAAAUCUGCCGGAGAGCUGGGCAUCGCUGUAUGUAACAUGCCGGCAGCCUCGGUGGAGGAGACGGCCGACUCCACGCUGUGCCACAUCCUCACAUUGUACCGACGCACCACCUGGCUGCAUCAGGCUCUGCGGGAGGGCACGCGGGUUCAGAGCGUGGAGCAGAUCCGAGAGGUGGCCUCAGGUGCAGCGAGGAUCAGAGGAGAGACGCUGGGACUCAUAGGACUCGGUCGAGUGGGCCAGGCUGUAGCGCUGCGGGCGAAGGCUUUUGGCUUCAAUGUGAUUUUCUAUGACCCUUAUCUGGCCGACGGAGUAGAAAGAUCCCUGGGACUACAAAGGGUCACCACACUACAGGACCUGCUCUUCCACUCUGACUGUGUGUCUCUGCACUGCAGCCUGAACGAACACAACCACCACCUGAUCAACGACUUCACCAUCAAACAGAUGCGUCAGGGGGCGUUCCUGGUAAACACAGCCAGGGGGGGUCUGGUGGAUGAGAAGGCCCUGGCUCAGGCUCUGAAGGAGGGGAGGAUACGUGGAGCGGCUCUGGAUGUUCACGAGACAGAGCCUUUCAGUUUCAGUCAGGGUCCACUGAAGGACGCCCCCAAUCUGAUCUGCACUCCACACGCUGCCUGGUACAGUGAACAGGCAUCAUUGGAAAUGAGAGAGGAGGCAGCCAGGGAGAUCCGAAGGGCUAUCACAGGUCGUAUUCCAGACAGUCUGAAGAACUGCGUGAAUAAGGAGUUCCUCUCCCAGAACAACCACUGGACAGGAGUGGACCCAGCCACCGUCCACCCCGAGCUGAACGGGGCUUAUAGGUAUCCCCCCGGGGUGGUCAGUUUGCCAGCGGGGGGGCUCCCGCCUCCAGUUGAAGGCAUUGUGCCCAGCGCCAUGCCCAUCACACACACCCUCCCGCCCGCUGUCACACAUCCUCCCCAUGCUCCAUCUCCUGGACUAAACACAGUAAAGCCACCAGAGAGCGACAGAGAGCAGCAUCCGAAUGACCACCUGUAGCCACACAUACACAAACAACACUCGCGCAAACACACACACACACACACACACACACACACACACACACACACACACAGACACACACACACACACACACACACACACACACACAAACACACACACACACACACACACACACACGCUUGCCCGCGCUGUCUGGCAGCUGGAGGAGAGGUUAUCAGACCGGUUCAGAUCGACAGGAUGAGGUCCCCAAAAACAAUCGAAUCCCAACUCUCAGCAAGCCUGUUCACACUCCAGAGAGGAAGAAGAGGAGGAUGAGAGAAAGAGGAUCAGGAGUGGAUCACUUUCAAAUGUUCUAAUUUAAGAACGAGACAGUUUACCUCUGCCCCACACAAGUCCUAAAAAAAAAGACUGUGAAACUCAUUGAUCACAAGAGCACAUUGAUCUUUCGAAUAGUUUCCUCUGCCAGAAGUAAAUCAAAAAACUAAAAAAACGACAACGGUCUCUUGGUUUGGAAAGAAAAAAAAUACUAAAUCAAAUUCUGCUGUAUUAGACUGUAGUGUGUCCAGAGUUAGAGGAGCAUCUUUCAUGUCUUUUUCUGUCUUUUCCUUAGUUUGAUGUACAAGCGAAAGUAGUAGGUUAUGAAAUUAAUGUAACCUGUGUGUGUUUUGAGACUCGAGGCGAGAAGAUACUGAUAUUUGUAUUCCAGUCUUACACAGAAACAAGAGUUGUGUGACUUCUAUGUAGCCAAACUGGUUUGAGAAUACAACAUCUGUGUGUUUGUUUUAUUUUCAAUGUGUCCCCAAAUUAACAAGCCCCCCCCCCCCCCCAAAAAAAAAGAGGCAGCUUUUUCCACACCAUCUCAGGAAACUAAGUUUCCGCGGUUGGUAUGUUGAUACAUUUUUGUUUUAAAAAUCCAAUUUUAUGCCACUUAGUGCUUUUGUUUUUCUACCUGCUUGCCUUUUCAUGUCCCGCCAUUAGAGUAAGACCUUAAAUAAGAGCUAAAGUCGAUCUGAUGUUUGCUUUUCUUUGUUUUUGUUUAAAGGGGGCAUGUGAUUUUGCUCUCGGACUUGUGUUAAUGUUUGACCCAAGUUGAGGGGGUUGUGGGAAGAAAGGCUGCAGGACGGUGGCAAAACGGUAUGCUUGGCUAGGGCGACUUCAUCUGCAGCAUAAUCGAGUGGUUUGUGUGAAUUACUGUUUGAUAAAGACAGGUCGUCCAUGAGGUGAUUUUCAUAACAUGUACUUAUCUUCGUCUUCUUCAUGUGCAAUGAUCCAGUACUUCCACCACCAGUCCCAGUAAUUGUCCAGCUCCUGGAGCGUGAACAGUCGAGCACACCAAGGUUUACAAAAGAUGCACAACACCGAUGAUUAAGUGUGUUGCUUCUUGCUGCUAGAUAAAUAUUUUAGAGAGGUUUCCCUUUUAACUUUGUCUGACAAAAACAUUUUUAUUGCUUCCCAUUUCGAAGUGAAAUCCACUUUGCAGAGGUCACACUCCAUUCGAGACAGUUGAGGAACAGUUGGGGGGGGGGGGGGGGGGGGAGUUUGGUUAAACCAAAUUUGUUUCUGUCUCUGUUGCCACGUUCAGCUUUUACAGAUAAAAAAAAUAAAUAAGAAACUGCUUCAUGGCUUGUCAUUUUAAACUGCUUUCUAAAAGAUGAACCUGCUUGUGCAAACAAAACAACACAAAAAGUAUGUUUUUUUAUAGAAAUGUGAGAGACAUCAUAUAUGCACAGUGAAGUUCAGAUGUUUAAUGGUAGCAUGUCAGAAUGUAUGGAUUGCUCCAGUAUAAAAUCCCUUUAACAUUUCACGAUGGCUCCUUCCCGAGGUAUACCGUUUAGCCACCCUCUGUGGCCUCUGUGUCUAUGUGUACAUAUGGUGUUCUGCCUGCCUGUGUCAAUGUGACUUGGUUGUAUCUGUGUCUUAAAAAAACAGCAGCACUGGGAGAAGGGGGGUGGCAUCACGACAAAUACUGCCAUCUAAACACACAACGUAGAAAUACGUACGGUAGCAAACUGAGCCAGUAACACAAGUUCUUACUGGUUCAAUUCCCACAAUGUAUAGAAAAUAUCUCAAAACCCUUUCGCUAUGAGGAAUAUUUAUUACCGACUCCAGUUUGUUGAAGUUAGCAGGCCAGCAGAGCGAUUGGUGCUUUCUCGAACCCCUUCUACCAGCGGCUGAGUGGUACAACAGUUCACUGUUGCCUACCUGCUCGUCUUCAUGGUGAGGUAAGCGUGGCGAUCAGGGAUGGAACUUUCACUCGCCAUCUGUGAGGGUUUUGUAGCCCGGGCUAGUGUCUAGUUCAUAGGGUACUGAGCUGACUCAGGAUUUAAAACUCCCAAAUCCUGAGGGGAAUGCUGAAAUAUUAUGAACUUGACUCUUAAUCCAACCAGAUGCCUGGUCAUUACAUUGUGGAGAAACUUCGUGGUUACUUCCGAAUAUAAACUCUAAUCAUUCCUUGUUCAAACCGAUGGGUGCCACAAUUGGGAAAACAUGCAGACUAGCUUCUAAUGCAUUGAGGUGCUCCUUGAAAUUCCAUCCCUGAUAGUAACGUGCAGUCCACUGUUGCCUACCUUGGUCCCUUUUAUGGUAAAGUAGUAGGCGUAGCAAUAUACAGUAUACAUAUUCUAUAUUCUUCAGUAAAUAUCAUUAUUUUUGGUCAAAACUGACAACCUGACAAAGAUAUGUUUGUGACUGUAUGCAUUUGUAUGAAUUAUUUUAAAAGCAAAUAAACUGUGGAAAGGUGAAA